AUGGGAACCCCAGAAACUUCCAGAGAACCUUGCCCCGACCGUAUUCUUGAUGACGUUGGGGGAGCAUUUGGCAUGGGUGCUGUUGGAGGUUCAGCUUACCAUUUCUUGAGGGGUAUCUACAACUCCCCUAAAGGUGAACGCUUGAUUGGGGCUUCUCAAGCCGUGCGCAUGAAUGCGCCUCGUCUUGGAGGCGGUUUUGCUGUGUGGGGUGGACUCUUCUCCACAUUCGAUUGCACGAUGGUCUACAUACGCCAAAAAGAGGAUCCGUGGAAUUCCAUCAUAGCUGGUGCUGCUACAGGUGGUUUUCUUCAGAUGCGUGCAGGGUUAGGUGCUGCUUCAAAAUCAGCGAUGUUUGGUGGCGUAUUACUUGCUUUGAUUGAAGGAGCCGGUAUUAUGUUAAAUAAAGUUAUGAGUGCACCACAGAAUUUUCCACCAAUGGACGAGCCCCUACCCAAUAUGCCUGGUGUACCUGGAUAUCCAAUGGGACAACUGCCUAAUCAAGCUCCAGUGAACAUUGAUAGCAUGGCAUCUUCAUCUUCAUCAUCAUCAUCAUCAUCAACUUCCUCUACGUCAUCUUCAUGGUUUGGAGAGCUUUUUGGCGUCCACCAUCAUUCGAGUACAAAUGAGCUCGCGCGGGGAGAUUAUUCUGGUGCAAAAUUAUGA
Fraxinus pennsylvanica is the source of this 663-nucleotide messenger RNA. The record is from the annotation of a GenBank genome assembly. NCBI's taxonomy places the organism in Eukaryota, Viridiplantae, Streptophyta, Magnoliopsida, Lamiales, Oleaceae.